CCAUAGAGAGUGUUUUGCAACCGAACCGGCGAUUUGCUGCAUUUUCCAACAACGAUCCUGGCAUGGGUCAACAAACACCAAGAGCAGAUCGAGCUGUUGCUACACAGGACGCAACGGGAGAUCAUCAAUCAGGGGCAAGAAGAAAGAUCUUUGAGCCAGCCGAUGCCGAUUCCGAUUCCGAGUUGACCAAGUCCAUUCUCAUCCAGAAGAACCAAAAGCUGGAGGAAGAGGUGCUGUGCCCGGUCUGUAUUGAUCGAAAGAGGGAGUUUGUCUUUAUGUGCGGACAUUCGCUGUGUGAAACUUGCACUGAUUCCCUCAACGAUUGUCCUUACUGUAGACAACCCAUUCUCAAGAAAAUUAAGAUGUAUUAACAAAAGAGGGAGUUUGUCUUCAUGUGCGGACAUUCGCUCUGUGAAGAUUGCACCUGUUGCAUCGAGGAUUGUCCUAUGUGUAGACAACCCAUCCUCCAGAAAAUUAAGAUGUAUUAACGGAUGUAGGAUAUAUGCUCAGGUUACUUUUGCUCCUACUCUAACCGAAUUCCUAAAUUCAACCCCGGACCAAACGCUAUACCUAACCUUGAUCCUAACCCUAACCCUAAACAUGACGUGAAUCCCAAUUGUAGCCCUAACCAUAACACUAUGUCUUUGAUGAAUUAAAGACAAGAGAGAUUGUCGAUGGAGAAAAUCUUGGAGCACCUGUGAUUGGUCAUCGUUGUCUGCACAAGUGUAUUUGAAGGAGGGGGCAAUGCUGGGGGAAAUUUCUCUCCUCUCCCCCAUCCCUGAAGAAUUGUCGACCAUAAAGAAAGAUUAUACAUGCAACUCACUUUGUAAUUGCCAUGAAGAAAUCAGUACAAGGCGAAUUAUAUUCAAAUUGCUCUGAAAGCGUGAUUAAGUUGUGGAUGAUUUUUGAGAAAAGAAAUGUUCUUGCUCAGUCGCAAUGUGGACUUUCAAAACUGCGUAAAGCAGAGAGCCAAACGUAGGCCUAUUCCUUGUCUGUAAAGACGCCAUUUGAUGAUAGUACUAAGGUUUACUGAUUAUAUAGGCACUUUUAUGGUGAUGAUAAUCUAGAAUUUGAGUUUGAGUAGUUUUCAACUCCACUGGUUAUUUAGUUCUAUUCUCAAACCUGUUUUAACGACCACCUGU
Messenger RNA from Strongylocentrotus purpuratus (purple sea urchin), 1142 nucleotides. RefSeq names its product E3 ubiquitin-protein ligase MIB1-like. NCBI's taxonomy places the organism in Eukaryota, Metazoa, Echinodermata, Echinoidea, Camarodonta, Strongylocentrotidae. The record is from RefSeq and is a predicted model, not a curated record. The coding region runs from base 63 to 371 and encodes 102 amino acids. The transcript has 2 exons.